GUAUCCGAUGCUAAGCAAAAGCUUCUUCCUUCCACACUCCCAGCAAACCCAAAUAGAGCGCCUUCUUUUCUAGCGACGAAGAACAAGCAUUGUCUUCGAUGGAGGCAAAGGGUGGAUCAGAGGAGAUCGUGGUGAUGGAAACGGAGGCGGUGUCGGAGGCUGUGCCUGCAGCGGGGCAGGAAGAAGCUCAUCCGUAUGCAUUCCACGUUUCUGGACCCCGCAAUGUGGCUUCUCCUAACUGGAAAGAUCUUAUCAACUCUAGUUGGAAAGAUGCAAACUAUAAGAGAACUGUAAUUGCCUGCUUCAUACAGGCAGUUUACUUACUUGAAUUGGACAGGCAAGAGAACAGAAAAGAGGAAAAUGCUCUUGCUCCAAAAUGGUGGAUGCCAUUCAAGUACAAGCUGACCCAAACAUUGAUUGAUGGAAGAGAUGGAUCCAUAUUUGGAGCAGUACUAGAAUGGGAUAGGUCAUCAGCCCUGGCAGACUUUAUACUGGUUAGACCAAGUGGAGCACCAAGGGCCGUUUUAGCACUUCGAGGAACAGUACUUAAAGGUCCAACAAUCAGGAGGGAUAUUGAAGAUGACCUUCGAUUUCUAGCUUGGGAAAGUUUGAAAGGUUCUGUCAGAUUUAAAGUUGCACUGGAGGCAUUAAAAUCUGUGGCUGAGAGGUAUGGAAGCAACAAUGUGUGUGUUGCAGGGCAUUCCUUAGGAGCUGGCUUUGCUCUCCAAGUGGGAAAAGCAUUAGCAAAAGAAGGAAUAUGUAUUGAUGCCCAUUUGUUCAACCCACCCUCUAUUUCCCUUGCUAUGAGCUUUAGAAAUAUAGGAGAAAAAGCUGGGGUUGUUUGGAAGAGAUUUAAAUCGAUGCUUCCUUCAAGCAGUGAGACUCAGGCAAAUAACAAAGAGGGGCAGAAGGCGAGUUAUUUAGAUUUAAAGAACUGGGUGCCCCAUUUUAAUGGUGAGAAAGCUCAUGCAGAAUUGAAAAAAUGGGUGCCUCACUUAUAUGUGAACAACAGUGACUAUAUUUGUUGCCACUAUACGGAUCCUGAAGGAGGAGAGGCAAACAAUGCCAACAAGGAGAACGUUGGUCCUACAAACGGACAAGUUGCUGCAAAGCUGUUUGUAAAGUCUAAAGGAAAUCAGAAGUUUCUUGAGGCUCAUGGGUUGGAGCAAUGGUGGUCUGAUGAUCUGGAUCUUCAACUUGCUCUCAAUAGCAGCAAAUUAGUAAGCAGGCAGCUGAAAUCCCUGUAUAGCCUCCCACCUCCAGAACAGUUAAAUGGAAGAUCAAGAUAACAACAGGGCAUUACUCUGGUUAAAUGUCAAUUUUCAGGCUACAAAAAUAGUUCCAUAAAAAAUGCAAGGAGACGAAGGAAGCAGUAGAUAGCAGACAGUAGCAUCACAUUUCUGAAGGAAAUAGAAAAAGCUUCUUUAAAUCUCAGGAAUUUAUUUCUCAAAUGGGUCUAUCUGUGUGGGAAAUGAUAGAUCAUGCUAUUUGAAAUAGAAUUAAGUUCAAAAUUUUGUUAUAUUUGGACUACACUUAUCCACUUAUAAGUAACCUAGUUUAAAUUUUGUAUUUGAAUUUCUGUAACAAAUUACAGUUCAGCUACAUGUAAAAGUGCGUAGGAUAUCUCAAUGAAAUAUCAUAAUCACC
Messenger RNA from Rubroshorea leprosula, 1647 nucleotides. The record is from the annotation of a GenBank genome assembly. Lineage: Eukaryota; Viridiplantae; Streptophyta; Magnoliopsida; Malvales; Dipterocarpaceae.